This is a messenger RNA of Glarea lozoyensis ATCC 20868, 2814 nucleotides long. RefSeq names its product Alkaline phosphatase-like protein. The coding region runs from base 1 to 2814 and encodes 937 amino acids. Lineage: Eukaryota; Fungi; Ascomycota; Leotiomycetes; Helotiales; Helotiaceae. Gene Ontology annotation, cellular component: endoplasmic reticulum membrane. The record is from RefSeq and is a predicted model, not a curated record. The transcript is spliced from 12 exons. Gene Ontology annotation, biological process: GPI anchor biosynthetic process.
AUGGCAAAGGGUGCGCGAGCAACUUCGCGGAAGGCGAAUAAUGUACGACUGAAGAAAAAUGUCUUUGGCCCGGUCGAAAAUGCGCGGAUGGAGAGACUAUCUGCAAAACUGCUUGAAUUAGCCGCGCAACCUACACCAAAACCUGCGAAGGAAGAUGAUGGAAUGGAAGUUGAAGACGGCGAUUUGAAAAAUAAGGACGCGGACGCCGCAGAUGAAAAGAAGGAUGCCGAAGCUAUGGAUGUUGAUCAAAACACCUCGAAAACAUCAACCAUUAAAAAUGGCCGAGUCCAGAAGAGAAGACAUAAAUCUAGUCGCAAAGCUGGCUUCUUUCCAUACAAGCCAUUCCUUUCCGGUCUGGCCCAGUAUGAAACUCUUGAAUAUGGCCCGCCGCCAGUAGCUCCUUUUGAUAAGGUUAUUUUCAUGGUUGUCGAUGCUUUGCGGAGUGAUUUUGUCUUUUCUAGUCUUUCUGGUUUCCAAUUUACACAGAGCUUGAUAGCCUCUGGGGCCGCGAUCCCGUUCACUGCUUAUGCGACGUCUCCCACGAUUACCAUGCCCAGAAUCAAAGCAAUUACUACUGGAUCAACACCAUCAUUUCUAGAUGUUAUACUUAAUUUCGCAGAGUCAGAUACAAGCUCCACGCUUGCAAUACAAGAUACUUGGUUGGCGCAACUGAAAGCGAAGGGAAACGGCAAAAUGGUCAUGUAUGGAGAUGAUACCUGGCUUAAGCUCUUUCCAAACUUCUUUGACAGGGCAGAUGGAACUUCUAGCUUUUUUGUUGCGGAUUUUACAGAAGUGGAUAUUAAUGUUACGAGACAUGUCCCAGAAGAGCUUGCAAAUUCCGAUUGGAAUACGAUGGUAUUACAUUACUUAGGACUUGACCAUAUUGGGCACAAGGCUGGCCCUCGAAGCCCGAAUAUGAUCCCCAAGCAACGUGAGAUGGAUGGGAUCGUUUCCCAAAUAUACAAAGCCAUCGAGACCCAGAGAUCACUUCAGUCUACUUUAUUUGUCCUGUGCGGAGACCACGGAAUGAAUGAUGCUGGUAAUCAUGGUGGUUCUGCUCCAGGUGAAACUUCGCCAGCACUUGUGUUCAUGUCUCCUAAAUUAAAAACAAUCAAUUCGGGCAGAGAAAUACCAGCGCCGUUGAAAGAAGACUUUCGAUAUUACAAUUUUGUGGAACAGUCAGAUAUUGCUCCUACUUUAGCUUCGCUGUUAGGAUUUCCAAUACCGCAAAACAAUCUGGGAACUUUCAUUCCCGAAUUUUUGCCAUUUUGGAAGAACAAUAAUGAUAAAAUCCAGAUUCUUUGGAGAAAUGCUAAACAGAUACAGAAUGUGGUGACUGCCACAUUUCCAUCCUUUGAAAGCGAGGGGCCUUCAUCAAAUUGUCAUGAGCUGGGAACUGAUAUUGAGCGUCUGGCAUGUAAAUGGAAAAUUAUGUCGCAGACGUUACCUAACCCUAAAGACGAAAACAGAAGUACUGAAAAAUGGUUCUCGAGCACUUCCGAGUGGCUCAAAGAGGCUCAAGAAUUGAUGAGUGGCACAGCUAGUAACUACGAUGUGUCGAAACUUGUUACCGGCCAAGUGAUAACAGGUGCUGGGCUUGUUCUAGCCUCAAUAUCGGCUGCGCCAACUUUCGCAAGACUUCCUAGGACUAGCUUACCUUUCAUUGGAAUGACUCUAGUGUACGGGGCGACAAUGACCGCAAGUAGCUUCGUGGAGGAAGAGCAUCAUUUCUGGUACUGGGCUACAAGUCUUUGGUUAGCUUUACUUUGGGUUAAAAGUCGACGAAAAGGUGUCCAAACUGGAUUUCUUCAACUAAGCGUAAUUGUUUUGAUGAUAGUAAGCCGCAUCACAAGGCGCUGGAAUCAAACCGGGCAGAAAUGGGCUGGUGAGCGGGAUAUUGCCAAGUCUUUCUUUUUUGAACAUCGACUCGUUCUUUGGUCUUUUGUAGCUGUAACAUACUUGGCAAAUCUCCAGGUUCUUACCAGGCUAGGCUUUCCUCGCUUUCCGCGCUGGGCUGCUGGUACUAUUUCAGCUGCUAUCAUAACUGCUGCUGUCACAUUCAAGCUUGCCUUCACUCACGAGGAUUCUCCAGAGCUCCUAGCUGGAUUUGCUAAGCAAAUGGCGGACAAUGGCCUUGGUGGUGCUCUAUUAGUAUCAAGAGCAAGAAUUGCAUUCGCAGCUAUUGGUCUUGCAAUGCUCUACACGAUCAUUUCUGGGUUCAGUCAGGCGCGACCAAACCGAAAUAUGCGAGCAAUCCACAAUCUUCUAACAUUAUUCCUGAUUACGCAAUCUAGGGCAACAAACAUCCCUCUCCUUCUCCUUUUUGAGAUACAGUUCCCGAUUUUAGCCGAUUUAGACCUUAACAUUGUAGAAACAAGUACAACAACCAUUCUUUUCCAACACACAUCUUUCUUCGCCUCAGGCGGAUCGAACGCCAUUUCUUCCAUUGAUCUCUCCUCCGCCUACAAUGGUGUAAGCGGCUAUAACGUCGUCGCAGUCGGAAUCCUAACUUUCGCAAAUAACUGGACGGGUCCGAUUUUCUGGACAUCCGCCACGACUCUGAUGCUCCUAAGACUCAAGUCGAAGGGAGUGAAAGACGUUUUAUAUCAACAUCUUGCAAUUCUCACACUAUUCGUGACGGCCGUCUUACUGUUCGUCAUGGCUUCUUGCACAUUAUUAAGGACGCAUCUGUUUAUUUGGACAGUCUUCAGUCCCAAGUAUUUGUAUAGUAUGGCGUGGAGUUUGGGACAGCAUUUAGGUGUUAAUGUUGUGCUUGGCAGUGGUAUGUAUUGGCUUGGUAGUCAGUAUAUCUAA